GCUUUUGCUCAGCUCUUGUUUCCGCACGGAGCAGAGAUUGAACCGUCACGCCGGUGUUCCUUGCUUUGCUGUCCCCCUGGUCAGGGUCACGCUGUGCAGCAGAAAUGUACCGCAGGGUUGUGCUGACCCUAUACGCGGGCGGCCGGGGACGUACAGCUGGGGCUCUCACCGCCAGCAGGUAUCCAGAUCACAUUCUGAAGUGCUUUUCUCUCGGAAGUGCGCACUCCUCUGAAAAGAAGCCACCUGAGACACAAGUCAGCUCUGACCCCGCUGUAGAAGGAAAGAAGCCAUCUGAGACCCAUGUCAGCUCUGACCCCGCUGUAGAAGGAAAGAAGCCACCUGAGACCCAUGUCAGCUCUGACUCCGCUGUAGAAGGAAAGAAGCCACCUGAGGUACAUAUCAGCUCUGACUCCGCUGUAGAAGGAAAGAAGCCACCUGAGGUACAUAUCAGCUCUGACCCAGCUGUAGAAGGAAAAAAGCCACCAGAGAAACAUGUCAGCUCUGACACACCUGCAAAAGGAAAGAUGGACAUGCCGCACAAGGAAGAGUCCUCCCAGCAACCAAAACGAGACACUUUGUUAAAUGUCAUAAAGGGCAUGAAGGUAGAAGUGAGUGCUAAGAGCAGGUUACAGCCAAAAAAGCACUGGAAAAAGGAACAACUGAUGGUGAAGGAGAAUAUGGAAGGAUUGGAAAGUUCCAGCAAGUCGUUUCAGAUGGCAUCAAAAGCAAAGCAGCCUAAGGAGUAA
Nanorana parkeri is the source of this 746-nucleotide messenger RNA. RefSeq names its product extensin-1-like. The record is from RefSeq and is a predicted model, not a curated record. The transcript has 2 exons. The coding region runs from base 105 to 746 and encodes 213 amino acids. NCBI's taxonomy places the organism in Eukaryota, Metazoa, Chordata, Amphibia, Anura, Dicroglossidae.